Molecule: messenger RNA, 293 nt
Organism: Eruca vesicaria subsp. sativa (arugula)
Lineage: Eukaryota; Viridiplantae; Streptophyta; Magnoliopsida; Brassicales; Brassicaceae
Source: the annotation of a GenBank genome assembly
UCGAAGAAGAGGAAAUGGAGAAAGAGACGAAGGAGGUGGAGAAGUUAUGCCGGAGGUGCAAGGUUAGCUACAGAGAUUCGUCGAACAACGCUUCCUCUUGCCGUUUUCAUCCUUCCUUCUUCGUUUGUCGUCGCCACGAUGACCAGAAAAGGUACUAUGAAUUGGGACCAGAUGAUCCACCCUACGCAGCCAAGUUCUACGAUUGUUGCGGCGCAGAGGAUCCUAAUGCACCCGGUUGUGUCACCAGCCCUCACAUUUCAUAUGACGACUGAACUCUCCCACAAGCCUCUUUU